Tribolium madens (black flour beetle) is the source of this 942-nucleotide messenger RNA. RefSeq lists its product as uncharacterized. The transcript has 4 exons. Bases 1 to 942 code for a protein of 313 amino acids. Gene Ontology annotation, molecular function: nucleic acid binding. The record is from RefSeq and is a predicted model, not a curated record. Lineage: Eukaryota; Metazoa; Arthropoda; Insecta; Coleoptera; Tenebrionidae.
AUGGCGACAAUUCUGCUGAUCCAGCUUCUCGUGGUCUCCUUCCUGGCCAGGUUUUGUCCUGCUCCCUUUGGUGGACGGGUCCCGAAUGGCUCUCCUGUCCCACAGAUCAAUGGCCUGUGCUUCAAGUUGCAGCCCCUUUUCCUCCCCCUACCCCUACCAUUGAUUUGGAGGAAAGAACAACCGUUCUUGUCGCUGUCCGAUAAUGGUACCAACUUCGUGGGUGCCAAUCGGGAACUUUGUCGUCUCAUGCGAUUUGCCGUGAACAGUCAGUCUAUCCAGUGGUCGUUUAAUCCGCCCUCUGCGCCCCACUUUGGGGGCUUAUGGGAGAGCGGCAUCAAAUCGGUUAAAACGCAUAUUGAUCGAGUUGUUGGAUCGCAAGUUUUAAUGUUUGAGCAGUUGUAUACUCUCGUGGUUCAAACUGAAGCUUUGUUAAAUUCUCGACCACUGUGCCCGUUGAACAAUGAUCCGAAUAAUUUGCGGUCAUUAACACCCGGUCAUUUUUUAACUCUUGAACCUCUGACUGCCCCUCCGAACCCAGAUUUAUCACAUUUGAAAAUUUCUAAUUUGUCGCGAUGGCAAUUAGUGCAACGGAUGCAACAAGAGUUUUGGAAACGCUGGCACAAUGAGUACUUACACACCCUGUACCAGCGCAGAAAAUGGGCAGUUGCACCUCUGUCUUUGGUGGACAUAGGCUCUUUGGUCCUCUUAAAGGACGAACUGUCCCCUCCUUUGCAAUGGAAGAUGGGACGCAUUGAAUCAAUUCAUUCGGGUCCGGACGGUCACGUGCACGUAGCUACUAUUCAAUAUCUUCGUCGUCAUCAUCCUCCAACUACCAUCGACCUUCGACUCCCCACCGGGCAUAGAAACCUGACCGUCCCCAGCCUUUCGACUCUCCGCCAGCAACCGGAACCAAGGCACAGUACCGUCUCCAUUUGCGAUUAA